AUGACCUUUGUGUAUGAGGAAUACUUGAAAGCCUCUAGUACAGCCAACGAUGUUCAGAUCCAUGAAAGGAGUCACACUGGGAAGAAGGCCUAUGUAUAUAACCAAUGUAGAAAAGCUUUUAGAAGACAAGGGUCUUCUAAACAUGAAAGGCUUCACACUAGGGAGAAAACCUAUGUAUGUAAACAGUGUGGAAAAGCUUUUAGUGCACAUACAAAUUGUAAAAGACAUGAAAGAAUUCACACUGGUGAGAAGCCCUCUGUAGGUAAGUACUGUGGGAAAGCUUUUAGUACACAGAAUGACUGUAAAAGACAUGAAAGGAUUCACAUUGGGAAGAAACCCUGUGUUUGUAAGCAUUGUGGGAAAACUUUUACUACACAAGUUUGUUGUAAAACACAUGAACAGAAUCACAGUGGAGAGAAAUCAAAUAUAUGUAAGCAAUAUGCAAAGGCUUUUUGUUCUCAAACUGAUUGGGAAAGACGUGAAAAACUUCACAUUGAGGAGAAACCCUAUAUAUGUAAACUGUGUGGCAAAACUUUUAGUAGGCAAACUAACUGUAAAAGACAUGAAAGAAUUCACACAGAGGAGAAACCAUAUGCAUGCAAGCAAUGUGGGAAGGGUUUUAGAACGCAGUAUUAUUGUGAAAAACAUGAAAGAAUUCACACUGCCGAGAAACCCUAUGUAUGUAAACGGUGUGGAAAAGCUUUCAGAACACAAAGUCAAUGUAAAACACAUGAAACAAUGCACACUGGUGAGAAACCAUAUGCAUGCAAGCAGUGUGGGAAAGCUUUUAGAAUGCAAUAUCAUUGUAAAAGACAUGAAAGAAUUCACACUGGGGAAAAACCCUAUGUAUGUAAACAGUGUGGUAAAGCUUUUUUUACACAUACAGAUUGUACAGCGCAUGAAAGAAUUCACACUAAGGAUAAGCCCCAUGUAUGUACACAGUGUGGGAAAGCUUUUAUUACACUACGUCAAUGUAAAACACAUGAAAGAAUACACACUGCAGAGAAACCCUAUGUAUGUAAACAGUGUGGAAAAGCUUUCAGAAUACAAAGUCAAUGUAAAACACAUGAAAGGAUUCACACUGGUGAGAAACCAUAUGCAUGCAAGCAGUGUGGGAAAGCUUUUGGAAUGCAAUAUCAUUGUAAAAGACAUGAAAGGAUUCAUACUGGGGAAAAACCCUAUGUAUGUAAACAGUGUGGAAAAGCUUUUCUUACACAUACAGAGUGUACAAUGCAUGAAAGAAUUCACACUGAGGAGAAACCCUAUGUAUGUACACAGUGUGGAAAAGGUUUUACUACACAUACAAGUUGUAAAAGACAUGAAAGAAUUCACACAGGUGAGAAACCCUAUGUAUGUAAGCACUGUGGAAAAGCAUUCAGUAGACAAAGUCUCUGUAAAACUCAUGAAAGGAUUCACACUGGGGAAAAACCCUAUGUAUGUAAACAGUGUGGAAAAGCUUUUCGUACACAUACAGAGUGUACAACGCAUGAAAGAAUUCACACUGAGGAGAAACCCUAUGUAUGUACACAGUGUGGAAAAGGUUUUAUUACACAUACAAGUUGUAAAAGACAUAAAAGAAUUCACACAGGUGAGAAACCCUAUGUAUGUAAACACUGUGGAAAAGCAUUCAGGAGACAAAGUCUCUGUAAAACUCAUGAAAGGAUUCACACUGGGGAGAAGCCCUAUUUUUGUACUCAAUGUGGGAAAGCUUUUAGUAGAAAAUAUUAUUAUAAAAUUCAUGAAGGAAGGCAUACUGGGCAGAAUCCUUAGGUAUGUAAGCAAUGUGGGAAAACUUUACACAAUGGUAUUGUAAAACACAUGCAAGGAUUCAUGCUGGGGAGAAACACUGCAUGUAAGCAAUGUGGGAAGGCUGUACUCAAAGUCUGUAAAGACAUGAAAGCAUUCACACAGGGCAGAAACCCUAUUAUGUAAGCAAUGUGAGAAAACUUUCCUCACAGAUGGUGAUUCUCAGGAACAUGAAUCUAUGCUAGGUUGAAAAUCUGUAUGCAAGCAAUAAGGAAUUUUCUACUACAAAAGUUUACUGUAUACAGCAUUUUAAAAAUUCAAGUAGAGCUGUAUGUAAACUGUUUUGGAGAGCUUUGCUAUUCAAGUUUAUUGUGAAGUACCUGAAGGAACACACAUGGGGGAAUAUUGUGUGUAUACAAGGACAGUAGAGCAAGCGAGAUAUCUCAGCAGCAUAAGGGCCCCCCUAAUAAUCGUAAGGUUGAGAAUUUGAUCCCUGGUACUCAAAAUGAAACAAAACAAAAGACAGGAAAAGAAGAUGUGCAUGCUAUCAAUAUCGGUCAUACUUGUUAAUGGGAGAUACUGUUGUAAUGUAUGAAGACAGCCUUAGUUGCAUUGAAGCAAAGUAUAUUUCUUCAGUAGCCUUUUGAUUGUAUUUACAUUAUAAUUCACAUCUGCUUUUAUUUUUGAAGAUUUUAGGUUUUUAAGCAACAGCUAAUAUAAUACAGUUGAUGUCCAUUCUAAAUAACAAAAUACAAAUAUAUUUUUAUAAUACCUAUUAAAAAUGUAAUGCUUUAUUGAUAUUUUAUGUUUGCGUUAACUACACACAGUAUAAUUAGAACCUCCAGAUAAAACAGCAAGACCACUGAGGUAUGAAGUAUGUCCUACAGAAUAGUUCAGAAAGCAAAACGUGCUGUCCAUGGAAGUGGUAUGUGUGUAUGGAACAUGUCACUGUCAUGUGUGUAGAUUGCCUAAGCUGAGAUAACUGAAGUAAAGCUCUUUUAUAGAAUUUUAUUUUCUCUGUAGUUCAUAUGAAUUUAUUUUUGUUCUCUUAUAGACUGUAC
Molecule: messenger RNA, 2807 nt
Organism: Octodon degus (degu)
Lineage: Eukaryota; Metazoa; Chordata; Mammalia; Rodentia; Octodontidae
Product: zinc finger protein 709-like
Exons: 2
Coding region: 1-1770 (589 amino acids)
Source: RefSeq, a predicted model, not a curated record